AUGUCCUACCCCGUGACCAGUCAGCCCCAGUGCGCCACCACCAGCUGCUACCAGACCCAGCUCAGCGACUGGCACACAGGUCUCACGGACUGCUGCAACGACAUGCCUGUCUGUCUGUGCGGCACUUUUGCUCCUCUGUGCCUCGCCUGCCGCAUCUCCGACGACUUCGGCGAGUGCUGCUGCGCGCCCUACCUGCCCGGAGGCCUGCACUCCAUUCGCACCGGCAUGCGGGAGCGCUACCACAUCCAGGGCUCCGUCGGGCACGACUGGGCGGCCCUCACCUUUUGUCUGCCCUGCGCGCUCUGCCAGAUGGCGCGGGAGCUGAAGAUCCGAGAGUAAGGAAGUUCCCUGUCUUCCCCGUCCUUUUCCACCAGUCUCACCUCUGGCCUUAUCUGGCCACUCCUGGGAGGGACUGCCUCACCACCCCUGUCUCGCUGCCAGAAAUACACCCACAAUAAAAACCUGAAAACCAA
Molecule: messenger RNA, 473 nt
Organism: Chlorocebus sabaeus (green monkey)
Lineage: Eukaryota; Metazoa; Chordata; Mammalia; Primates; Cercopithecidae
Gene: CNFN
Product: cornifelin
Source: RefSeq, a predicted model, not a curated record